AUGGCCGAAGAACAAUCAAGCAGUGCCAUUGAAGAUGGCAAAUCCCUUCACCAGGUGUUCCUGCAGAAAGGUACCGAUCCCUCCGAAGUUGUUGACCUCAUCAAAUCGACUGUCGGACAUGACUACAUCUCCCCCUGGUCAGAUGCAGAUGAUGCAUCAAUUUCUGCGCAAUUCAAGGCCAUGUCAAGCCAGAUUGCGAAGGUGAAGGACCACAAGGACAUUGUGCGUGUAAUUAAGGUUGAGUUUCCUGUCCAGGACAUCACCACGCCCAGAGGACGAAGAUCUUUUGCUGAGAGCAAUUACUAUAUUCGUCCAAUCAACUAG
Fusarium pseudograminearum CS3096 is the source of this 324-nucleotide messenger RNA. RefSeq lists its product as uncharacterized. The record is from RefSeq and is a predicted model, not a curated record. The transcript has 2 exons. The coding region runs from base 1 to 324 and encodes 107 amino acids. Lineage: Eukaryota; Fungi; Ascomycota; Sordariomycetes; Hypocreales; Nectriaceae.